AUGGAUGAUUACAAGGUGAUAUUUAUCUAUAUUGACGCUGAUUCUGAUUUCGACUUUAGUAUAACAAAUUCUUUUGUGGUUUUUAGCUUCAAGUUUCAACGUUGGACACAGUCUAAGCCUUUCCCUUAUUCGGGUUUUCUUGGUGAUAUGGUCACUGUGAAUGGAGUGUUACACACGGCUGCUUUUUGGAGAAUUGUUUGGCCAAGAUACUUUGAUUCUUACUAUCUUAGUGAAUAUCAUUCCUCUUUGAGUUUGAGGUCGAGUUCAUCAAACGGUGAUGACAAUAAAAGCUCCCUAUAUGAGCGGGAUUUCCGUCAAAUAUAUGUGACUGUUUACUAUGAUAUGGUGGAUGAGAAGUUCAAGGAGAUGCCACCACCAAAUUGUUUAAAUAGAGGGGACAAGUUUCGUUUGGCGGUCAUGAGUGGAUGUCUGAGUUUAUAUUGUAACACGAUUGAUGAGAACUAUGCUGAGGUGUGGACCAUGAAGCAAUAUGGUGAGCAGAAUUCUUGGACUAAGUUAUUUGUCAUCCCUCAUUUGGUGAGAGUAACACCAACACAUCUAGUUUAUGUGAUGCCAUUGUGUGCUACGAAGAAAGGUGAUGAAGUCGCGAUGAUAGUUGACGACGGCCUAAGGAUAGCCAUCUAUUAUCCUGAAGAAAAAAAAAAGUUCAGGGGUCUUCAGCAUACAUGUAUACCUCGAGAGUCUUGA
Messenger RNA from Cornus florida, 708 nucleotides. RefSeq lists its product as uncharacterized. NCBI's taxonomy places the organism in Eukaryota, Viridiplantae, Streptophyta, Magnoliopsida, Cornales, Cornaceae. The record is from RefSeq and is a predicted model, not a curated record. The transcript has a single exon. The coding region runs from base 1 to 708 and encodes 235 amino acids.